AUGUCAGAUGAAGAGGAGGAAGAUCCCGAAGAUGACUUCCAAGAAGUUGAAGGAAUGCCUGGUCCUCCUGACCCUAAACCAGAUCUCGAAAAUCCAUUAUAUUCACCUACUCAUGUUUCAGUUUAUUUCACUAAUGACAAUCCAUUAGUCAACAAAAAUAAAUUUGAAGAAAUUGAUUUAUCUCCAGUAAAUGAACAAUACGCUACAACCAGUAAUUGA
Molecule: messenger RNA, 219 nt
Organism: Trichomonas vaginalis G3
Lineage: Eukaryota; Parabasalia; Trichomonadida; Trichomonadidae
Exons: 1
Coding region: 1-219 (72 amino acids)
Source: RefSeq, a predicted model, not a curated record